Opisthorchis viverrini is the source of this 450-nucleotide messenger RNA. RefSeq lists its product as hypothetical. The record is from RefSeq and is a predicted model, not a curated record. Lineage: Eukaryota; Metazoa; Platyhelminthes; Trematoda; Opisthorchiida; Opisthorchiidae. The transcript is spliced from 3 exons. Bases 1 to 450 code for a protein of 149 amino acids.
AUGAUAUUCGAGAUAUCGCAGUACAUUUUCCUAAGGGAAACUACUCACAAGGUUGCUGAAAACUCUUCGACAGCCCACGACCAGUUUCGCCCUUCUUGGGGCUCAUCGGGUAGGCGCAGUCCGGGAGUUUCCGCCAACUUUAUGUUCUACUUGAACCCGAGUGUAGGGUCGAAUGACAUGUUCCCUCUAGGCACGACCAGAGGAUACACGGCAUCUGUCACUGAUCUGAACGAACUCAUUAUCGAUUGCGAAGUGAAAUAUUCUACUCUCAUCCGCUUAGAACCAAGCUAUAUACCAAGAGGUUCAAGGGUCUUGUGGAUGAGGAAUUUGCCCAAAAUCGCUGGUUUUCAGAGAACGAGAAACUACUCAAACAAAGCCAGUAGACUAGAUAUGGGAUCCCAGCUUUUAUGGACUUCCGAAGAAUCAUUUCCAGAUAAGCUCCGCCACUAA